Molecule: messenger RNA, 2400 nt
Organism: Penicillium salamii
Lineage: Eukaryota; Fungi; Ascomycota; Eurotiomycetes; Eurotiales; Aspergillaceae
Source: the annotation of a GenBank genome assembly
AUGGGAAACUCCCAGACCAAGGAAUCCCGCUCCGCAGUCCCAUCGCGUCAUCGAAGUCAACAAUUGUCGCCCGGUGCUUCCGAUGGCUCAAGUCGCCCUUAUCAUGGCUCCCGGUCAGCCAGAGGUAGUCGGCCGGACCUUUCCAUCCUCGGCAUCGGCAGCAGUCAUGAUCGCGAUGGGGCAGCGCCAGAACACAGGCGGGAGACAAAGCAGGAGCGUGAGGCUCGACGCUUAGAAAAGGAGCGGGUCGCUCGUUUGAAGGAAAGAGAACGCAGCAUGAAGGAGGAGCAUGUGGAUGGGGGCUAUUUGGUCACCCAGGGCGUCUACGUAGGGACAGAAGACUACAGUAAACCCGUCGUGCGGCAGUUGAUGAUCGAACGCCGCCUAGCUCCUUUCUGGCGGGGUCUAGAUGACUUCUCGGAGUCAUGGGCCGAGCAUCAACUUAUGGCGGCUGCGCGGGGAAUGACUAUCCCUCCGCCCGAUGAAAUACCGCCCGAGCUGGAGUAUAAAUUACCUAGGUCGGGGGAUCAACCAUCUCUCGAUGCGACCAAUAUUCAGCACCUCACAGUGCCGAUCGGGUCCAGAUCGCAAUCCUUGAACUCCGACGCUUCUCAGAAUUCCAAUCCUCCUCAAUCGCUUCCCUCUUCAUCCCCAAUUGCAUCUGGAACCUCAACAUCACCACUUUUCCGAACCCGAGCGAAGACGCUCGCGGGACUGACCACUUCCAAGCAUAGUUCGCAGACGGAUUUGUCCCCGCGAGAACUCCAACUUCCCAAAGACCCAUUUGUGAAUGGCCAGCCCAUCGAAGUCAACCUGUACAAAGACGCGAGCGAAUGUCCUAUCUGCUUCCUCUACUAUCCGCCGUACCUCAAUCGUACCCGAUGCUGCGACCAACCGAUCUGUUCUGAAUGCUUCGUUCAAAUCAAGCGUCCCGACCCGCAUCCUCCAGAGCACGCAGAACCCAAUGCGAAUGCCACUCCAGCCGAGGGCGAGCAAAUAGAAGCAACGGAGUCGCAAUUGGUUUCCGAGCCGUCUGCGUGUCCUUUCUGUGUUCAGCCCGAGUUUGGAGUGACCUAUGCGCCACCCACGUUCCGCCGGGGCCUGACUUAUGCGGCUGACCCGAGUGCCCGACUCUCGCCCAACUUCACCUCCCCCGUAUCAUCCACGUCCUCGCUGGGCCUGUCAACUGUUGUGCCUGGGCGCCGCCGUGCCACGUCACUGUCUGCCACCGACCCUACUGUGGUGACGACGGACAAAAUUCGACCUGAUUGGGCCACCAAGUUGUCAAAUGCCCGAGCCCAUGCAGCCCGUCGGUCUGCGGCAGCCACCGCCUUGCACACUGCUGCCUAUCUCAUUAACCCUGCCUCCGGUAAUGACUCCCGAGGGUUUGGUAUCGGGCGGCGCGGAAUACGUAGAGCCACUGGCGGAGAGGGGCACAGCGGCCGGACCGCUUCACCCGCCCUCAACGCGUUGGCUUUCUUGACUGAGCGCACCGGUUCCGAUCGCACGCCUCCCCGAGGAGCCGCCCAAGAUACCGACUCUGCCUCUGCUGAAGAAGGAUCCGGUAACCUGCCAGCUCCGCGAUCAAGCUCAAGGCGUACCCGGAUUGAUGAUCUCGAGGAAAUGAUGAUGAUGGAAGCUAUUCGGCUGAGCUUAGCUAGCGAAGAUGAACGUCUCAGGCGAGAGGAGAAGGAGGCGCGGAAAGAGGCCAAGAAGAGAGAAAAGGAGAAGGAGAAGGAGGCCAAGAAGGCAGACAAAGUGGCUCGCAAGAAUGGAUUGUACAGCAACAACGCUAGUACCUCCGCCUUGGAUGUGCCUGGCGAGCCCAAUCUAGGUAAGGUGACCAGUAACUCGUCCUCCGUCAUUGGCGAGGAUCCCAUUGGGGAAGAGCUCGCUGCUGGCGGCAAGGGCAAGGGUGUCGAUCGUGCGCCGUCGACCGAGAAUUUGGGAUCCAAUAGCCUUGACCCUGCCUCUGCAGCGACACUGGCCGAUCAGCCCGAGCCUUCGCGACAAUCUCAACUACGCCAAGUCUCCAGUGCGUCCUCGUCGUUUUCGUCACUCAUGGAAACUACCCCGGAUGAACGUACCGGCCACUCUGCAGAAGGUAGUACCAACUCGGAGCCCAUGUUCAAUUUCCGCAGUUUGGCCGCCGUUAUUGGCGACGAGGAGAAGGGUGAUGAAUCUACUGAGCACGUCGAGGAUGCUUCACAUAAGUUGCAGUGUGAAGGAUCCUCUUCCAGCGCUACUCCGUCGGUUCAUCAGCCUUCUACGGAGACCUCUGAAGUCCCGCCUAUCGUUGAGUCCCGUACAGAUGCACGUGACGGUGCAGGCAGUCUUCCUAAAGAACUCGAAACUCGCUCUGUUGAGAUCACCAGUUCGCCCACACAUCCGGAGGUUUGA